ACCCAUUUGAGCAUUUUCGAUCCAGCCCGACGCAUGAUUCUAUCUUUCUUUGCACUCAGAACGCCCACCUCUGCACACACACGUUCGCACACACAUCCCCUCAGCAAACAUGUUGGAAGCACGCUUGCCAGAGGCCGCUUUGCUCAAGCGAGUACUGGAUUCCGUGUCUGCACUUAUCACAGAUGCAAAUUUCGACUGCAGCGAUGAAGGGAUCCAUCUGCAAGCGAUGGACAACUCGCAUGUCGCUCUCUCUGCCAUCGAGCUUCGCGCGGACGGUUUUGACCCAUACCGCUGCGAUAGGCCGAUGACGAUCGGCAUUUCGCUCGCCUCGCUCUCCAAGAUCGUCAAGAGCGGAAACAACGAUGACAUCCUUACCCUACGCAAAGACGAGAGUGGCGACAGCUUGACUCUGACAUUUGAGAGCGCAAAAACCGACCGCAUUGCAGAGUACGACUUGAAGCUUAUGGACAUCGAUUCGGAGCACCUCGGAAUCCCCGAUACCGACUUCCAAGCGACUGUGUACAUGUCCUCCGCAGAGUUUGGCAGAAUCACACGCGAUUUGACGAACGUCGGCGAGUCGGUCACCAUCGAAGUUCAAAAGGAAGGCAUCACCUUCGCCACCGAGGGCGACAUUGGCAAGGCAAAUCUGACGCUCAAGCAAGGCUCCGCCAGCGGCAGCACCAGUGCCGGAGGCGCUUCGAGCAGCAAGGUCAAAGUCUCCAAGGAUGAGGAAGAAGACCUGGAUGAGGGAGAGGAGGAGGAAAAUGCGAAACGAGUGCAAGCCGAGAAGGACGACGAUGAAGAGGAAAACGAAGAGGACGCCAUGCCAGCGGAUAAGAAGCGCAAGCGCAGCAACGGCAAGGCCGGGCAGAUCGAGUCGGACGAGGAGGUGGACGAUAAGAACAAGUCGGCAGCGAAGAAGGGCGGCAAGAAGGGCAAGGGAGCCGCAGCGAUGAGAACCGAGGAGGGCGAGGUGCCCGUCAGGAUCGAGCUGUCGCAAGCGGUCAAGCUCACGUUUUCGCUCAAGUACCUCAGCAACUUUGCCAAGGCCGCGCCGCUUAGCGCAGAGGUCAAGCUACAGAUGAGCAAGGGGUUCCCCUUGCUAUGCGAGUUCGCAUUUGAAAACGGCCACGUCAGGUUCUACCUCGCGCCCAAGCUGUCCGAAGAGGAUGACGAGUAACCGCUGUCCAGGAUCUGGACCAAGCUCAGCUUUUGGCGCUGCCGCCUGCACAUGGUCGGCAGGGCAUUGCAGCUAGUCGUCCCCUUUCCACACCUCUUACACCAGCCCGCUUCACAUAUCGCCCGCAUCAAAUGUAUUCGAUCGCUUUUGUCUGGAAGAUUUGCACUCAAGUGCUCCGCUAUGAUGAUGUAUCAUGCGUCUUUGAAUCACGCAUGCCAACUCUCGGAGUAGUGUCUGCAAACCAGAUGGAAAACGGCCUUAGACAGGCGAUCGUACUAAUUUGUUGUAUACUACCACCGUUCAAGUCAGCAUCCCUACUGGAUCAUCAUCUGUACAAAAUCCUUGAUCUUCUCAACAUAUGACUCGGGCAAACCAUGCUC
Messenger RNA from Tilletiaria anomala UBC 951, 1560 nucleotides. RefSeq names its product proliferating cell nuclear antigen. NCBI's taxonomy places the organism in Eukaryota, Fungi, Basidiomycota, Exobasidiomycetes, Georgefischeriales, Tilletiariaceae. Gene Ontology annotation, cellular component: PCNA complex. Bases 110 to 1180 code for a protein of 356 amino acids. Gene Ontology annotation, biological process: mismatch repair; translesion synthesis; leading strand elongation. The record is from RefSeq and is a predicted model, not a curated record. Gene Ontology annotation, molecular function: DNA binding; DNA polymerase processivity factor activity. The transcript is spliced from 4 exons.